Zymoseptoria tritici IPO323 is the source of this 586-nucleotide messenger RNA. RefSeq lists its product as uncharacterized. The record is from RefSeq and is a predicted model, not a curated record. The transcript has a single exon. NCBI's taxonomy places the organism in Eukaryota, Fungi, Ascomycota, Dothideomycetes, Mycosphaerellales, Mycosphaerellaceae. The coding region runs from base 97 to 351 and encodes 84 amino acids.
AAUCAUCAAAUGCUGCCACCAUGUAGCAAAGCGGAAGUCUGACCGUUCCUUGGCCUUGGUUUGCCGACCGCUUGAGGAAAUUCGACGAGUGUUUGCAUGAACAAGCGGCAUCCUUUGAGGAAUUCCAGCUGGACUUCGAGAAGACGUUCGACGCCAUCUGGAAUUACGAGAGCCGCAAGUGGCUUCAGUUCCUGGUCGCGCUGGGGCUCCGAUACCGCCGCCUCAUUGAGAUCAUGUCGAAGAUGUACGAGCUGGGAGGACUUGGGUCGGGCAAAGAUCCCAUCUCCUUCGAAGCUUUCGCGGACACCGCCGAGAAUCAGUGGCAUACCUUUGAGCGACAUCAUCAACUGAGCCCUGAUGAGAUUCGCUUGUUUCUCGCUGUUUUCGCAGUAGGGCCUCAAGCAGGGACGAAAAGGUUCGCUCAGCAACGACGAGCUUUACUGAACGCAGUCUUCGGACUUGAAGAAGCAUACGACCAGUAACUCGAUCCGACCAUCGCAUCCUGAAAAAACAACCUUGGUGAGGUCUUCAAUGCCAGGCAACGUCGUUGCGGUACCAAAUACGGAAGAUACCACGAACGAAAGUG